AUGGUGGACCACAGUAUGUGUUCCACUGAAGUGCCAGCUGGGAACAAGGCUGUCUUCAGGGAAACAAGUCUGUCUGGUUGUGAGAGCCACGUUCCUCGUUCUGAAGUUCUUGAAGCAAUAGAAAAUGUUAUUGAAGAUGUACUUAAAAGUUUGGCCCAAAAAAAAGCACCUGUUCUCACAGUGGCUAAUAGAUCAGAUUGGAGGAACAUAGAAUUUAAAGAUUCUGUAGGUCUACAGAUGAUACCGCAUUGUACUACAAAACAAAUAAGAAGUGACUGUCCUAGAUCAGCACAAAAAUUUGCUCUGAUACUCAAAGUAUUAUCUAUGAUCUAUAAGAUGGUGCAGAGCAAUGCUUAUGCAACUAAAAGAGAUAUCUAUUAUUCAGAUACACAACUGUUUGGUAGCCAAAGUGUUGUGGACAAUAUAAUCAAUGACAUUUCUUGCAUGCUUAAGAUACCUCGGAGAAGUCUACAUAUACUGUCUACAACUAAAGGUUUUGUUGCUGGCAAUUUAAGUUACACUGAGGAAGACGGUACAAAAGUGAAUUGUACCUGCAGUGCAACAGCAGUCACUGUGCCAUCUAAUGUUCAAGGAAUUAAAAAUUUAAUCUCACAUGCCAAAUUUGUGUUAAUUGUAGAAAAAGAUGCAACUUUUCAGAGACUGCUGGAUGAUGACUUCUGCAAUAAAUUGUCCCCAUGUAUAAUGAUUACGGGAAGAGGCGUACCAGAUCUUAAUACACGACUUUUGGUCAGAAAGCUGUGGGAUUCUUUUCAAAUUCCUAUUUUCACCCUUAUGGAUGCAGAUCCACAUGGUGUAGAAAUAAUGUGCAUCUACAAAUACGGAUCUGUGUCAAUGUCUUUUGAGGCCCAUCAUCUCACCGUUCCAUCUAUAAAGUGGCUUGGUCUCCUUCCAUCUGAUCUUGUAAGAUUAAAUAUAUGCAAAGAUGUCCUGAUUCCAUUUACAAAGCAAGAUCAAAAUAAGUUAGCAAGUAUACAAAAGAGACCUUACAUUGCUUGUCAGCCAAUGUGGAAAAAGGAACUGGAAAUUAUGGCAGCAUCUAAACUGAAGGCUGAAAUCCAGGUUUUAACUUCUCUUUCACCAGAUUACCUUUCAAGAGUCUAUUUACCAAACAAACUGCGAUUUGGUGGAUGGCUAUGAAUGCAAAUGAAGUGUUUUUCUUUAUACUGAUUUAUUUUGACUGCUCUUAGAAGAAAUGCAGAGACAGAGGAAUAUGCUUCAGCAUCUCAUUAUCACUGUAGCUAGAUUAUGAUCAUCUCUUUUUCCUCUCUCAAACUGUAAGAGAAAUAACUUCUUUAUUUCUUUUUCAUGAAACAUACCAGUGUUUCCAUUCUGUGGCUUCUGCAACAUUACAAUGCCAAAUGUACAUACAUAAAAGGAUAAUACGUUCUUUCUGGCCAGAAAAUGUUAAGUUCAAAAAAGUAUCAGGGAAUUGCUUUGCCUUCUGUCUUGAAGCACAAGAUGAUGUUGCACUGACCUUUUUAUUUUUGAAGAGAGUAAAAGACUUUCUUAACAAUUUAUUGCACAUGACUCCUUUUGGAAAUUAUUUUAAGUGCAGCAUUGUGGCAUUUUGUGUUUGCUGUAAAUUCAGACUGAAAAGUCAGAGAUAAUUCUUCAUUACUGCAUCUUUCAAGCAGCUAUAAAUGUUCCAGCAACUAAAUUACUAUGUCUCCAAUGAACAAGUAAGCAAGCAGAUGUUACUGAUUAAGAGUUUAAUAAACAAUCCUGUUAAUGAUGCACAUCAUAACAGAAUCCCAUUUUCAUUUUAUUUAGUUGGCUCUAAAACGGUAAAAAGGAGCAGGAAACUGUGGUGAUUAAAGCAUACAAUAAAUUUUACGUGAGGAAACCACAUCGACUGCAUAGAAAAUACUUCCAAAAUUGAUUACAGAGUCAUCAGUGUGGAUCUCUCAGUAUUUUCAGCAGACUUCUCUACUUGGGAGGUUUUUUUACUAAAGUUCCUCCGCUAUUAUAUUCAAAAGGAAUUUAAAUUCCUUUUUAUUGAGUGCCCAUUAAUUCCCGGUGCCCGGGUGCACAGCCAGCCCGGCCUGGAGCCAAGCCCAGCCGGCGGGGCGAAGGGCCGGCUCUGCGGCAGGGGGCAGCGCAGCCCCCGGGCCCUGGCCCCGCGUAUGGGCCGCGCACCGGCCGGCCCCGGCGGCUCGCUCCGUCUUCGGGAGAGCGGGUGCCCGAGCGGGUGCCCGAGCCGCGGCCCAGCCAGCGCCCCGCCAAGGGCCAGCGCUGCGCGGACUCGCCCGGGGGGCGCUUCCCGCGCUGCGCCGCCUGUG
Molecule: messenger RNA, 2300 nt
Organism: Falco peregrinus (peregrine falcon)
Lineage: Eukaryota; Metazoa; Chordata; Aves; Falconiformes; Falconidae
Gene: SPO11
Product: SPO11 initiator of meiotic double stranded breaks
Exons: 13
Coding region: 1-1158 (385 amino acids)
Biological process (GO): reciprocal meiotic recombination; meiotic DNA double-strand break processing; meiotic DNA double-strand break formation
Cellular component (GO): nuclear chromosome
Molecular function (GO): ATP binding; DNA topoisomerase type II (double strand cut, ATP-hydrolyzing) activity; DNA binding
Source: RefSeq, a predicted model, not a curated record